AUGAUUUGUAACUUGCUGCCAAAACUUGCGAAGCAAUCCAUCGUCACCAUACGGUUAUCGAAAGGUCGAAUUAAUCAUCCAAGCUUGCUGCAAUUCAGAAUGAGUUCGUGGUUGAUUACCGCAUUAUGUGUAUUGUGUCUCUCAGUAACAUGCUCCAGCAUCCCGCUGAAAAUACUAGAGAAUCAACAAUGGCCAGAGCACAACGCAGUAGAUAUACCCCGAAACACGAAGAAACCUAUUUACAACAUUCGUCGGAAAAGACAUCACUGGGGAGGAUGGGGAGGUUGGGGUUAUCAUUAUCCUUUUGGACACUCAUGGUUUGGCUACCCUUCAUUCCCUUGGUUUUGGCAUGAGUGAUAAAGUACAGUGUCUCAUGAUGUUGUAAAUGUAUUAUCUUUUUUUUCAACAUUAUUAUGUCGUUGUAAUGCAUUGAUGUGCUUAAAUGAAGCUCUGUAUAAAAGUUAUGGUAGUGAUCAUAAUUACGCACGCAAAAAUAGAUCAACUUUAC
This is a messenger RNA of Cylicocyclus nassatus, 508 nucleotides long. NCBI's taxonomy places the organism in Eukaryota, Metazoa, Nematoda, Chromadorea, Rhabditida, Strongylidae. The record is from the annotation of a GenBank genome assembly.